Molecule: messenger RNA, 3238 nt
Organism: Notolabrus celidotus (New Zealand spotty)
Lineage: Eukaryota; Metazoa; Chordata; Actinopteri; Labriformes; Labridae
Gene: arrdc1a
Product: arrestin domain containing 1a
Exons: 8
Coding region: 89-1456 (455 amino acids)
Biological process (GO): protein transport
Cellular component (GO): cytoplasm
Molecular function (GO): ubiquitin-like ligase-substrate adaptor activity; ubiquitin protein ligase binding
Source: RefSeq, a predicted model, not a curated record
GGGCCGCGGAGUCGUAAACGUGCUUGUUGUUAGGCUGUGCGCUCAGGUGAGCUGUGCCUUAGUCUUAGCUGUGAGGAUCAGGGGAAACAUGGGGAAACUUCAGGAGUUCGAGAUCACGUUUGAUAAUAACAAAGAGGUUUACAGCCCGGGAGAGUCCAUCUCCGGGACCGUGAGGAUUAAACUGGCCCAGGCGCUGCUGUGUAAAGCUAUCAAAGUGAACUGCAAUGGAUUCUGUGGCAUCACCAGUAAGGUCAAUGACACGGCCUGGACCAUGGAGGAGCAGUACUUCAACAGCACCGUCUCUGUCGCAGACAAAGGAACCCUGAAACUGGGAGAACACACUUUCCCCUUCAAGUUUCUCAUACCAGACACUGCUCCGACAUCUUUUGAAGGAAACUAUGGUCGGACCAUUUACAGAGUGAGGUCGUUCAUCGACACGCCACGGUUUUCAAAGGACUACAACGUAGAGAAACCUUUCUACAUGCUGCGACUUCUGAACCUGAAUGAAGUGCCAGACAUCUGGGGAACCAGCUCGUCUGCAGUGACUCAGCAGUUCAGCUACAUGCUGAUGAAAACAGGCACCAUGGUCCUGAAGGCUCAGUCGGACAUGAGGGGUUACACACCUGGCCAGAUCAUCCAGGUGACGGCCUCCAUGCACAACCAAUCCGGGAAGAACACAGGCAUCAUGGCCGCCAGCUUGAUGCAGAGAGUGACCUACGAGAUGAAGAGGCCUGUCCAUGAUUUGAGGUCAAUAGCAGAGGUGGAGGGCGGGGUGGUGAAGGCUGGUAAGGAGGUGGAGUGGAAGGAGCAGAUCAUCAUUCCUCCUCUUCCUCAGUCGUCCCUCGUUGGCUGUGAUCUGAUAAAGAUUGAAUAUUAUGUCAAGGUCAGUCUAAAGUCUCCAGACGUCAUGUUGACUUUACCCAUCCACAUCGGGAACGUCGCCCUGGACAAGAAAAUGCGCCCUUCCAAAAGAUCAGCUCCUUCUUCCUCCUCCACACCUGAGGCUACACCAGCUCCCGUAGCUAUCCCCGAAGCCACCCCCAACACCUCCACCUCUGACACCAUGCCCUCACUGCCACCUCGCCCUGCCCCUAAACCUGCUCCCCGUCCCACCCCUCGCCCCAGAAUGUCCUCCCAUAACUCCCCCAGUGCCCCUCCGGUUGAUUACCCGCAGGGGGCCGAGGGGGGGAGUCACAUGAACGAUGGCUACCCCAACAAGCGCCAGUCUCAGCUGGUGUCCCCUAACGCUUUCAGCUACGCCCCCGGCCUUUUCUUCCCGAACCAGCAGCAAAACGGUCCUGGUGCAGUGCCUGGUGGGUCAACAGGGGCCUCAGCACCGUACCCCCCUGCAGGGGCCGACGCCAUGCCAUCAGCACACAUCCUGCCUCCAGACUACAGCAACUCGUCUUAUCCUCAAGAGGCUCCUCCUACUUAUGACCAGAGCUGCAACACAUGAACACAGAGAAGAAGGACCAGAGAAUCUCCUCCAGGAUGACGGUCAAUUCAAACAGCAGAUCAUGCACCAUGUUGCCAAAAUGUACCUGUGCAAAAAUCCUACUGUUUUAGAAAGUUGUAACUAAAUUGGCAAAAAUGGUUGCAAGAAACAGCGAUCUACUUUAACACACAGUUGGUUAUUUUAGAUCCCCAACUGUGAAUCAGUGCCGAGCCUUUUUUAAAAAGUUAAAGAUCAGGAUUUUAUUUUAUUUCUCUCCUGCCCUGUGAACAAGGACCCUCACUUAACCAAUCUCCAUUUAGUCUCCAUUUUUUAACGCCUUUUUUUUUUUUUUUACUUUUAGCACUUUGAAUGAGAGGACAGAGGAGGGGAUAAUGCUUCAUUUUAUUUGCUAGUCUUUGUACAGGAACCCUGUUUUUAGUUGGGAGUUAUGUAGAAAUCCCUUCAAUGGCGUCUGUGAUGUCACUUUUUAUGUAUAAAAUGAGUGCAAAACUAACCAUCUGAUCUGGUCUGAUGUUUUCUCAUUGUUUUAAAAGCCUGUCAAUAACUAACCUGAGGAUGUGUUUAUUUGAUGAACAUGUGGAAUCAUCUUUUGAAAUUCAUGUUCAUUUUGAAUAUUUUAGACUGAGUAGAUGUUUGCUUUGGAAAGAUGGUUUUCAUUUCUCAUGGUGAGGUGUUUUUAGUUUUCAGACUUCAGGCUUGAGUCCUUUUAUCAUGAAGAAAUACCUGAACUCGCCAAUUGACUGGAUAUUAAUAAAGACGGCGUGCUUCCAUCUCCUUCCAUUGUAAAUAACAAACAAAGAAGUUGAAAUACGGCCGUGAUGGGCGCUGAUACAUUGCUCUGCAUGGUGACAUAUUUAGUAGUCGAGGCAUGCUCAGGAGUGAACUUGCUGCAGGAGUUCCUAGAUUGAUGUCCCAGCCUUUCCUCUAACCUGAAGACACAUUUAACUUCCAGAUGUAGCACCAAAGCUCCCUCAGGUGGGUCCAGUCCACAGCAGAUCAGGCUCUUGUGUUGAUUUGAAGCAGAUGCUCACAGUUAAAAUUGAAUGUGGAAAUAUAUUUGCAACAAAUUAAGAAUGUUGUAGCCUUCAAUUAACAUUCAUACUAGUCUACAAUUAGAUUAGAUAAAUAACAGCUGUAAUGAGUAAAUGGCUCACCAUACCUCAACUUCCUUUAAAGCUCCUGUGAGGAACUUUCUGUUUGUGUGGAGUUUGGCGCCCCCUGUGGACAAAGCUGGAACUCUUACAUCUUUGUUUAUUUUACCCUGUAUAUUGUAAGUGGGGCUUACAUCAUCAUGCUUCCUUAAAACAGUCAAACAAAUCACUCACUGUGAAUAAUUAGUGUAGAGAAAGUCUGUUUCUUCAGCGAGCCAGCGGUUUACAGCUUUUACAUUUAGAACAGAGAAACGUUUCAUUUUGUCUUUGAUGGAUCUGUUUGCUUUUUUAGCUCAUAGAGAGGUAUCACUGUUCAUUUGAUUCUUUCUAACCAAACACUCCUCACAGAAGCUUUAAGAGAUGAUCCUGUUUGAUAUGAAUCUUCUCUGCUGGAUGUUUGGUAGUCAUGUUUUCCCCAAUCGUCUCGUCUUUGUCUGAUUUUUUUUUUUUUUUUCUGUACAAAAAUACAAAAACCCUUCGGUUGAUGUUGUUCACAUUAUUUAUCUUAAUCCAAGAGUUUUGUGGAUACAUGUCUCUUCAUCAUGUUGAAUGCAUCAAACAUGCAGAAAGUCAACGUUUUAUUUAUUUAUUGUUUUGAAUGUUCUGAGUUUCAAUAAAUCUGUAAAAACUC